Messenger RNA from Cryptotermes secundus, 4288 nucleotides. Its product is annotated as TLC domain-containing protein 3A. The transcript is spliced from 6 exons. NCBI's taxonomy places the organism in Eukaryota, Metazoa, Arthropoda, Insecta, Blattodea, Kalotermitidae. Gene Ontology annotation, biological process: lipid homeostasis. Gene Ontology annotation, cellular component: endoplasmic reticulum; membrane. The coding region runs from base 218 to 1198 and encodes 326 amino acids. The record is from RefSeq and is a predicted model, not a curated record.
UAGCGGUACAGUAGACGUCAAAGGAUGAGGAGGUGGGAGGUGGAUGUAGUGAAUGCGGAGAGGAGUGGUUGUGCGUUUUGUGGUUUCGUAAUGUAAACCAUGUACAGUUUGUUUAUCAUACGAGUGCAAAAUGGAUGGAAGAAGAGUAUACAUCAUAAUUGCUUUUAGACCUGUUUCGCAUAAUGGUCUAAUCAGUAUAACCAAAGGCUAAUUGAACAUGGGGCGCCUUCCCUAUCUUGGAAAGGAUAGAGAGCAUCAAAGUUCCAUGGUUCCUCCAGCUUCACUAUUACUUAUGUCGGUGUUGGGUUCAAUUGGAAUGGCAGCUGGGUCUGUGUUACUUUUGGGACCUGAAGAUCGCAUCUCACUGACCCGUGGGGUUUGGCUGUCUCUUUUGGGAUUAAUAUUCUUUGUGUCAUUAUUUGACCUCCUCAAUCAUGUUGCAUUAAGUACAUCAGUGGGUCAUAUGUUCCGAAAGAAGUAUGAACUUACUUUGGCUGAAGUCCUGGACAUUUCAAACAAGACUGUGUCGGCUGUACAGGCUUUGCUGUCAUGUGUGACAGGCACAGUUGUCUGUGUCUGGUCAUGCACUCGCAACUUCCUUCGCUCCUCACACUUCAUGUCAGAAGCGUAUGCUUGGUUUGGGGCAGCAUACUUCUUCUAUGACAUCUGGUCCAUGUACCGAGUACACAGCAGCCAUGACAGGAAUUAUCAUGGCUGUCGCUUGGCUCGACUCAAGGAUUACCUCACCAAACAGCCGGUCAUCGUGCUUCAUCACUUGUUCAUAGGUUCCUUUGGAUUCUUAGUCAUAGUGUACCUGCGGGGUGGUUUGGGCGACUGUGUGUUUGGGUUCGUGUACCUCAUGGAGUUGAGCACCCCCUUUGUUUCAUUCCGUGGGAUCCUCAGCAGGCUGAAGAUGAAAUCAUCGCAAUUGUACGUCAUCAAUGGCCUGGUGAUGCUAGUCACAUUUUUCUUCUGUCGUGUGGUGAUGUUCCCUUAUGUCUUCUACCUGUAUAGUCGGCUAGUUGGACUGUCAUACUGGGAGGCCCUGUGGUCAGUUCCAGUUGGGUGUAAAGUUGGUGUGAGUGUUCUCUUGUUGCCACAGUGCUACUGGUUCAGCUUGAUGCUAUAUGGAGCCAUACGUGUGUUCACCCGUCGCAGACGUUCUGCCAGCAUUGCAAAGCAUGCCCGCCUGAGUUGAUCAGGUUGGUGGGCUUGAUGAGGUGCAGAAUUACAUCAGCAGAGUCAAUUACUUUGCACAAUAUUCUUUUGCAUCUUUUUAGUUCCUGAUUAUAUUUUCCUUGAAUGAGAUAUUUUUCAAAUUUUCAUGAUGAGCAACAAGAAACCUAAGACUAUGCCGAACUUAAUAUUGUAUGCAAGCAAGCAUCUAAUAGUCAUUAAUCUACGUGAUAGUGGUCAAUGUAGGCUUCAGUAUUAUUUUUCCGUUUUGUGAUAAUGGCAGGGUUGAGAAUAUUUGUGCUGCUGUUGUCUUAUUUUGUUGUUGUUGUUCUUGUUGUUGAUGUUGUUCAUAUUGUUAGGUUAUAUUGAAACAAACUGGACAAUCAUACAUAGCACUGAGGUGCUGGAUUGCAGUCGAUGCUUCCAGCCCGUUAGUGUCCUUCCAGUCCCAACAGAAUUAUGAUAGACUAAGUAAUAAAGUUUUGCGGGGAAACAAUCAAUGUAGCUUCUAUCGUUAGUAAAGUCCUAGUCAUUUGAGGGCAUCACUUGUCACAUGUUAGGGUUAUAAUUUGUCAUAUUUAAGAUGAUUUUCUUUAGAAUCAAUAUGUGGGGUGACCAACAUCAGUGUUCUGUUUGUCUGCCACUUUAACAUUCAUGGUCUUCCUGUUUGGUCUUCUUGCAUGAUAGUACCUCAUGUAACAAUGUAAUACAGUCAUUGCAUUGUGUGAGAGUAACUGAACCCAUUGGCUUAUACAGGGAAAUGACAGAAUUUUAUUGUCUCCAAUUGACAAACAAAAUCAGAUGGUAUAGUAGGAUUUAUAUUGUGGAGCAGGGCUUCCCAACCCACUUCAUGCAGCCCUGUCAAUUUUGUGUGGACUGCAAGUGUGUCCCACCACUCCCCAAAAUGUAUGUAAAAUCUUCCCCCCAUUUUACAGAUCCUUUCAGAAAACUAGACGGACUUUGUGGUCAGUAAAUAAUGUGUGCAGCUUUUGGUUGACUUCAUGUGACACUGAUUAAUAAUUUAGAAAAGUAUGGAAUUAGUAUAACUCUGUGAUUGUAAGCAUUGUUGGUGCAAUGAUACUUAAGCACCAUUGAACUGGAACAUUUAGUUUAAUGUUGUUUCUAACCUUAUGGGUUCAGUUCUUAUUUGUGUACUUGUGCUUCAUGGAUUUUAUCAAUCUGUAGCAACAUAAUGGGAAAUUUUUCUUUUUAUAUAAAGCAGCAUGUGGACAAGUACCUCAUGUAAAAUGGAGCCCCUCAUUGUUUGAUGUUGGACAGCCUGCUGCAGUAUGCAAUGAAUAACAGUAGUACGUGUAUAUAAGGUUCCAUCGAACGAAGCUGCAUAUAUAUAUAUAUGCACUAAUUGUAUAUGCCUUCUUUAUUACUCAACAUAUUUCAGUCUUAUAUAAAUUGUUUCACCUCCAACAACAUCCUCAAUAAACAAGAUUCACAGUGACUACUUGUACUGCACAAAACUGAAACAGAGAAAACAGUGGAAUAGAAAACCCGCCACAUGCAUGAUAACAGAGUGGAAAUAAGAACUGUACGUAUCACAGUGCACAUUACAGCCACGCAGAAAAAAGAUUAUUAAAGCAAUAGCACAGAUUGCACUACACAUAUUAUCAUGUCUUAGUGACUAGACACAGGGCUUGGAUUGGUAAUUAAAUCUGUUGAACACUUACAAAUCAUAACUACAAGUAAUUAUAACAUUGUCAUUAAUUCAACUUUCUGCUUCUCACCACAGCCCAUGCUAAGUCUUCACUAUCCGUUGCUUGGCAAUAGAUCCCAACAGUGGGCAUUCCUCCACUUUGUGUUGUCCUCACUGGAUGAUCACUGGCUUGCAGCUAACUAAUUGCUCCAGCUGCCGACUCUCAACUGUCUUAACUAGCCCCGUUGGUUUUUGUUAUAUAGCCUCAGAUCAGACUGCUUUGCCUAGCAGUGGCCCAGUAGUUCCUCUGUUGUGACUUGUUUAUUCAUGGUUGUGGAAUUAUGUUUACCAGUCGCUGCCUGUAAUGGCCUUCAGCCCUUAUGUUACAAUAUAAUAUUCAGUGCCGUGCCAUAAAGAACACAGGUAGCAAUGCAGUUCUCCCCCCCCCCCUUCAUGCUCACAUCUAAGUGAAUCAUCUGUGAAACUUGAAUAAACAAUGGGAUAACGCAGACAGAUUUAUACAUUUUAAUGUUUUAAAUUAAAAAACAUUCCGACAUUUAACAUAAUAUAGUAGAACCAGCAUAAUCAACAUAGAUUUAUGUCGAUUAUGUUGGUUCUAUUGCAUUAUGUUAACCACAAGAGAAUCACACAUGGAUAAAGCCAAAAAUAUAUACAUUGGCCAUUGUACCAGUUAUACAUUACUUUUUGUAAGUACCCUGUUCAUACCUAGAUAAACCAGAACAUGCUGUAUGAUAAAGGUAUAUACAAUUAGUGCAAUUAUACAUAGUUGUGUUUGACAAGCCUUCAUGUGCUAGUAGUUGAUGGUCCAAUGCAGCAAUUCAGGAACAUGAUUUCCUCUUGACAGGAAGUAUGAUUUAAUGUAUUCUUGCCAUAAUUUUACACAAAAGACGAAAAGUUGCCACGAUAAAAAGAAUUAAGAAACAGAACUAGUAUUCUUGGGAAGAAAGAAAACCAAAAAUAGUAAGCUAAAGGGUUAAGGAGUUAAGGUUUCUGAGCAUAAGCUUUUGCAGUAGUACUUACACUGUACAUCACAAGAGCCUGAGGACAUUCAUCACUGGCAAUAUUUCUGUAAUGUUGGCCUGAAUGUUACAAACAGCACUGCAUUACUCUGACACAUUUUGGACAUUUUCCAUCAAUUUUCCAUCAUGUCAUUUUGGUUAAAGAAAUAUGUUUCAGAAGCUGGCUUUGCUUCCAUCACCAGGUGAAAGUACUGAAAGCUACCUGCCCCAUCUGGGCAUAGAGAUUAGUUCCAUUUACUGGACCCAACAGUUCCAUCUGGUGGACACAUUAGAAUAUGUUUCAUAUUUGUACCCCUUGGCAGAAGCAGAGCCAGCUUGCAAAAUAUCUCUUUCUUUACCCUAAAACGAGAUAAUGGAAAAUGUCCAAAGUAAAUGUCAGUUUAAUAAUAUAUGAAGAAAGCAAUCUUCUGGGAUUUGUCACCGU